GGCUCACGGACCAGCAAGUUAGGUAGUCCCUCGGACUACCAAACAUACCUUUAUAAAACCCCGGGUACAUUUAAAAAACCCUAACCCUAGCUUGCUUCACUCCUCCAUCCUCACCCAUCUUCCCCAGGCGACGGCGAGCCACGAUCCCGAGCGGGGAUCAAAGAAAGUAGAUUUCCGAAGAGGCAGAGAUAGAGAGAGGGAGAGGUGCUAAAAUGAGCCGAGGGAGCGCAGCAGGUCCCAAGGGGAAGAAGAAGGGAGCGACUUUCACGAUCGAUUGCGCGAAGCCAGUGGAGGACAAGAUCAUGGAUAUCGCGUCCCUCGAGAAAUUCCUGCAGGAGAGGAUCAAGGUCGGCGGCAAGGCCGGAGCUCUCGGCGACACCGUUACGGUUGCCCGCGACAAGAACAAGAUCACCGUCACUUCCGAUGGUGCCUUCUCGAAGCGCUAUUUGAAGUACUUAACAAAGAAGUACUUGAAGAAGCACAACGUGCGGGACUGGCUCCGUGUGAUUUCAUCCAACAAAGAUCGCAAUGUCUACGAGCUGCGCUACUUCAACAUUGCAGAGAAUGAGGGGGAAGAGGAAGACUGAUGGUGAAUUUUGUUUUCUUCUAUCCAAGUUCGCCGUUUGCUUCUUCUGUUUUAGCACUCCUAGUUUCUGGCGAAGAUAUGUUAUCUUUUGUGGGUUGAUGAGGAUUUUUCUUGCUGGUAGCUGGUAUGUGAAUUUUGUGUUUCUUCCUUUGGGAUUCAUGAAAGUCAGAUUUCUAUAGUUUAUUUCGACUCAGUAUAUUGGUUUCAUAUUUAGUGUUCUCUGUACUCUUA
Molecule: messenger RNA, 817 nt
Organism: Magnolia sinica
Lineage: Eukaryota; Viridiplantae; Streptophyta; Magnoliopsida; Magnoliales; Magnoliaceae
Product: large ribosomal subunit protein eL22z
Exons: 3
Coding region: 213-587 (124 amino acids)
Biological process (GO): cytoplasmic translation
Cellular component (GO): ribosome
Molecular function (GO): RNA binding; structural constituent of ribosome
Source: RefSeq, a predicted model, not a curated record